AACUCGAGCACCGGCGAUCUGCUCGCUGGGAAACAGAACGUCGCCGAAGUCGUCGUCAUUGCCGUCGUGGCAGGGAUGUUCAGUCUUAUCACCGUGGUCGGCAACAUACUCGUGAUGCUCUCCUUCAGGGUCUGCAGGCAGCUCAAGACGGUGAGCAACUACUUCCUGCUGAGCCUCGCCGCUGCCGACCUCAUCGUCGGCCUUUUCUCCAUGAACCUGUACACCGCUUACAUUUUGACGGGCCGCUGGGCGAUGGGCACGGUCAUGUGCGACCUGUGGCUGACUCUGGACUACGUGGCCAGCAACGCUUCCGUCAUGAAUUUGCUGGUGAUCAGCUUCGACCGGUACUUUUCCAUCACUCGACCUCUGAAGUACAAAGCCAAGCGGACGAAGAGGAGGGCCUCCGUUUUGAUCGGCCUGGCCUGGACGGUAUCGUUCGUCCUCUGGGCACCGGCUAUUUUGUUCUGGCAGUACAUGGUCGGCAAAAGGACGGUGCCGGAGGAUCAGUGCUACAUACAGUUUCUCUCCGAGCCCAUAAUCACGUUUGGUACAGCCAUAGCUGCCUUUUACCUGCCCAUCACCAUCAUCAUGGUUCUCAACUGGAGGAUCUACAGGGAGACACGGCGGCAAUCAAGGCAGUUUGCGACUCUGCAGGGCUCCGAGUCCAAGUCCAGGAGCCACGUGCCGACAGGGACACGAGGAUGCUUGACCUUUCUGAGCGACGAUGAUUGCGACGACGAUUACGACGAAGAUUGCGGUGCCAGGGCUCACGACGGAAUCCACUCCCCGGCAAGCAAAACGUCGCAGGGCACUCAGCCAUGGAAAUGCAGCUUGCAGAGCUGUGAGGGACACGUUGAGACGAUGCACGAGGAGGAGGCUGCGUCGCUGGGGUGCGCGGUCAGCUCCGAUGACGAGCAGGAGCCUGCGAACGUGCGGGUGGACUUCUGCGCCAAGCCAGCUGCCGCAGCAACAAUUGGAAGCUCUCCACGGCCUUCUGCUCCAUCUGACGUCCGCGAUGACCCCAUGGCAGCGGCCGCUUCACUCGCGAGCAACGACGGUGAAACUGACGCCGAGCCGCAGCACGGACGGAUUAACUCAACAGGAAGAGAACGCGACCUUGGAGAAAGCAAUUGUGCGACGCUUGUCGAUACGUGUAUCGAGGAGACCCUCCAGCAACGGGACGCCGAGAGAGAACCGCCAUGUGAGGACAAGUCUGCUGCAGACGAGAUGGUUCUGAAAGGACGAUCAGACAGAAGGUGCAAAGGAGGGAAGGCGCCCAGCAGCACGGCGAGGAGACACUGCAGCCUGCUCGCCAAGGACAAGAAGGUCGUCAGGAUCCUGUGCGCGAUAUUGCUGGCGUUCAUUGUGACGUGGACUCCGUACAACAUCAUGGUGCUCGUCUCAACGUUUUGCGACGACUGCGUCCCGAAGAAGUUGUGGCACUUGGGAUACUGGCUUUGCUACGUCAACAGCACGGUCAACCCGAUGUGUUACGCGCUGUGCAACAUGCACUUCCGCAAGACGUUUAAAACGAUUUUGUUGUGCAAGUGGAAUGCUGUCACGUAG
This is a messenger RNA of Lethenteron reissneri (Far Eastern brook lamprey), 1566 nucleotides long. RefSeq names its product muscarinic acetylcholine receptor M1-like. Lineage: Eukaryota; Metazoa; Chordata; Hyperoartia; Petromyzontiformes; Petromyzontidae. Gene Ontology annotation, molecular function: G protein-coupled serotonin receptor activity; G protein-coupled acetylcholine receptor activity. Gene Ontology annotation, biological process: G protein-coupled receptor signaling pathway, coupled to cyclic nucleotide second messenger; chemical synaptic transmission; adenylate cyclase-inhibiting G protein-coupled acetylcholine receptor signaling pathway. Gene Ontology annotation, cellular component: synapse; plasma membrane; dendrite. The record is from RefSeq and is a predicted model, not a curated record.